Molecule: messenger RNA, 1366 nt
Organism: Magallana angulata
Lineage: Eukaryota; Metazoa; Mollusca; Bivalvia; Ostreida; Ostreidae
Exons: 7
Coding region: 214-795 (193 amino acids)
Source: RefSeq, a predicted model, not a curated record
UACACUUCAAGUACAUGUCGCGUAUAGCUGCUUACAGAUCUAGUCGGAUAAGCUGUUUUCGAGGGUAUAGGAUUAAAUUCAUUUCACAGAAGAACAUACCUAGGUAGCUCUCGACACGCCUGAGUUAUACAAACGACCAAUCAGAGACACGCCUGAGUUACACAAACGACCAAUCACAGAUUGGAUAUAGAAACUACAAAAUUCAAACACGUGAUGAAGACGAUCGUCAUAUUUGCUGCCUUGACCUCCUUGCCUUUUGCCUUUUUCGAAGAUACGAAAGGCUGUGAAUUCCUAAUCCAAAUGGUGCCAGAUGAUCCGCCUGUGACCCUCAAGUUCACUGGCAGGGAGACUCGAGCAUGUCACCAGUUGGCCGCGAUCUGCGCAGAUGCGCUCGCAAAAAACUGUGAGCUCUGCGCCACCGUAGUGGGUAAUAACGAUUCUGAUUGCUCGGUUCAACUUGAGUUCAAACAGGACGUGUUUAAGCCGACAGAACGUAACGAGACAUGCUUGGAGAGGGAUAUAGAGCCAUACUGCUCAACAUUCUUUCUAGGAAUGAAUAUAACGAGAAAAAACAAUUCACUGACUAGCGCUAGUUUUGACAUCAUUCUUACAGCUAACAUUCCCGCAGACCGUUACAAAACAAACUGGGGAGUUAUUGGUGGAAUCAUAGGCGGAGUGAUUUUCGGAAUAACAGCCAUAGUGUUUGUCGUGCUAUGGAUCAUUGGCACUUGCAGGAAAUACAGGGGUGGGGAGCAGAGGCAUAGUCCAGGGAGCACAGCCCCGUUGAAACAUUAGAGCAGCCCAAGCUAGCAAGUGGACAAAAGCUAUACCUACCAGACUUUGCAAGGAAACAAGCACACAGAGCCGCCAUAUUUUGACGAUCCUCCAGAAUCUAAACCCGAGCAAAGAUGAAUAUACGACAGACUGUUACUACCACAAUGAAUUUGUAUAAUUUAUAUAUGUAUAAAGCUUUAAAUGGAUUCUUGCAUGUUCAGGGAUAUGUUCUAUGCAUUCUAUGCUACACUGCCAACACUAUGGCGAUUUAUCGGGUAUUAACAGCAAGGAAAAAGGUAAUAGUAUAAUUUACAACAAGAACAAAUGAACAUAUUAUUUGUAAAUAUCCAGUAAUGUACUAGCUAUAAUAUUUUGGUCAAUGUAAAUACAUUUUGUUUGUAGAUUAUGUAUACCUAACUUUAAUAUUUGAUGCAUUGAGUUUGAUCACAGACAUUCAGCCAUCAACGGUCUUGCACAUAUCAUGUAUUAUAUUUAUUAAAAAACCCCAUAUUGUUAAAAAUUUACUUUGUUCAAAACACGUUUUCUCAGUUUAGCACAUUUCUAUUUAUUGCAUAAAAUUGGAUAUGCCACA